Messenger RNA from Ostreobium quekettii, 552 nucleotides. The record is from the annotation of a GenBank genome assembly. NCBI's taxonomy places the organism in Eukaryota, Viridiplantae, Chlorophyta, Ulvophyceae, Bryopsidales, Ostreobiaceae.
UUGCCGAUGACGCGAGUGCCGCUCAAGCGCCUUGGAAUCCCCACGCCCUCCCCAAGUGCAACCGCCCUCCGGAAGCUCAGCGGUUUUCGCAAGCCCACCGGCGCCAAAAUGGCGGGCACAGGCCCGGCCGCCCUUCUGUUUCUGGUACUCCUGUUUCAAACUUCUAAAAGCGGGCGGGGCACCUCGCCGGCGGAGGUGGAGGCCAAGUACACUGCCACAAUAAGGACAAUGGCGGACGUCUUGGUUGACCACUAUGGCCGGUUGGAGGAGCUCAUGGCGGAGUGUGACUGCAGCUACCACAUGUGCGGGAACGACCUGCCGGGCACCCGUUGCGUGGACAUCAAGCGCGACCCGCACCCCGAUGAGGAGAUAGUGGCGGCGGCGACUAGGUUCGUGGUCUGCGAUCCGGACUGCGGCCACCGCAAGGUGAGGGAGCGGCACGGCUUCACCCGAAGAUCGGGCGUCACAUUUUUAGGCCAAUUUCUGGUGGGAGCUACGUUGGCGCGGGGGAGGGGGGGGGGGCUUGGGGCGGGACGCUGCGGGGGCGAAUGA